GGAGGGCUGUGGACUUUACCGCUCCAGAACCAUCUUUUGUCAGAGUCGUUCAAGUCGGGUUGAGUUUCGAUGGCAGCGAGUGUCGGCCUGGCCAUGAAUCCGGCACAGACGUCCGAGGAGCGGGUUGUUUUCACGCAGCUGAAGCCGGUGCGGAUGUCAGGAGCGGACGGUGCUGAGGACUCGUCCGUGUUUGAGGACGUCAAGCCCGGAACCCAGCUGGACAUGGACAAGUACCUCCCUCAGGUCAACAGUGCUGCCUUAACGCCGUCGCACGACAUCAACGACAGGAAAUACCGGCGGGAGAGCGCCUCUGUCGUCGACGAGUAUUUUGCAGAAGAUAAGCACGGCGCCCCCUACAGUUUAAACAUCAACGUCAUUCUUCCCAGCACCACUCACCUGCGGACGGGCCUCUACCGGGCCAACCCUAAGACCAUCCCCCCACAGCAGAUCAAAACAGAACCUGGACUGGAGGUUCCAUGUUCCAUUUCAAGCGGCGGCACUCAGGCUCUCCCGGACUUCACCUCCGUCUUCAGCGUUCCACCAGCGGUCAACGGGGUUUUCAUUAAACCGGAUAUGAGCCCAGGACCGUCCCAGCAGCACAGCCUGGACAAUGAGGUUCACAUCGGACCACAAGCACCACAGCCCCAGGUCUACCAGAUGCCCAUCGGCAGCUGUGCGGACCUUACCAUGACUCUGUCUCACAGCAGUGCGCCCGUGUCCGGCCACUCCAAGACCAUGCUGAACCUCGGCAAUAUCUCGCUGCAGACUGCCAACGGCAGCUACAUGAUGGCCGAGCACCAACCGCAUCAUCACCAGGGUUACUACCAGCACAGCGGGCCCAGCUCCACCCAACACACGGCGCCACACAGCCUCCCUCCUUCACCCCCAAACUCCCAGCCCGGGAGUCCGGAUGGUCAGGCAGAGCUGCUCAGCUUAGCAAGUCAACCUCCGCCGCCGUACCAGCAGCACCUGGGCGGGAUGAAGGUGACUGGUAUGUCCCAUCACGCCAUGCUAAUGACGCAUGGACAGGGAGUUCUGACCGGACCUAAGUACAACAGACGGAACAAUCCAGAGCUGGAGAAGAGGAGGAUCCACUUCUGUGACUACCAAGGCUGCACCAAAGUUUACACAAAGAGUUCCCACCUGAAGGCCCAUCAACGGACACACACAGGUGAGAAGCCGUACCGCUGCACGUGGAACAACUGCGACUGGCGCUUCGCUCGCUCUGACGAACUGACGCGACACUACCGGAAACACACCGGCGCCAAACCCUUCAAGUGUGUCGCCUGCAGUCGCUGCUUCUCCCGCUCCGAUCAUCUUGCCCUGCACAUGAAACGCCACCAGAACUAGCUGUUGGGGGCACAAGCAAACACACUCACAUCGGACACCAAAAUCCCUCACCAACCUUCAGAGAGUCAAGCCAAGUCAACCUGUUCUCUUUAAAGUUCAGUAAAGGAAUACGAAAGCUCUUAUCUUACACACACAUUUUAGACUUUUCAAAUCUUCUGCGUCCCCAUUAGGCUUCACUUGAUCGCGGACACACUCUCACAGGCAGCGCUAAUGCUACGACCCGGCAUCAGUUAGGGGCCGUCAACAAAUUCUAAAGCGGUCAAAGUAUGAGUGAAAUCUUCAAUAAGGCAUUUUAGGAGAGAGAAUUGUGAAAAGCUUUUUCAUCACACAAGACAAUAAUGAUUGGGAGAAUAGAAUAUGACUAAAUGAUCAUUUGUUCAGAUUAUUUCUAAUAUUUCUUCAAUAGCAUCUGGUCCAUAGUUCAAGUCAACUGUUGAGAGACAUGAGAUACAGCGGACAGACGGCUCAAUUUAACCCCUAAAUAAAACUGGCAGAGCAGUGUGUCAGACACCAGCGGCUUCUACCAGAGACGUGAAACAUGGAAUUUCUCAUCUCUACACUGAGUUAACUAUUAUAUUUAAACAUAAACAAAUAAUGACGCUGGAGACAAACUCCACUAACAAGUUUCAACAGAAAACAGUUUCAAGAGAGACUGUAGUGUCCAACACAUGGAAUAGAAUGAACGAUGAAUUUAUUAUGAUAAAUAUCGUUAUUGCCGAAAUUACAGCAUUUAUCGCGAUAACUUUGUGAGGAAGUGAUGAAAUUGAGUUGCAGCUUACCUGAAGAAGAGGUAGAGAUGAUAAAAUAACAUAAUGAAUGCAAAAUAGAUGAGACUGCAAAGACUGCCUGGAAAUUGAAAAAAAUAUUUUUGCACUUGACUGAUUUAUUUAAGAAUAAAAUGUCCAAAACAAAUCAGCUUCUAGCACGAAAACAACUGCAGUAUCUUUUGUCACCUAUCAAACUAGUGGGAUUUUGGUGUCUCUCACACACACACAACUCCAUCAUGAACCGCUGUACAUUUGUAGAUAUGCAGAGAGAGAGAGAGAGAGCGAUGAAAUGAUUGACACUUGACCACAUAGUUUUUGGCUCAUAUCGUUGCUUGAAAACAGCCCCUGCGUCUCCAUGACGACGUUAAUAAUCGGCCGGUCGUACCUGAUCCCCCUCAGGUGCGCUAUGUUUGUAUCCGGACUGUAUCCGUCGUCAUGGCAACCCGGCCCCUUUCAACUAAAUCUUGGACGAUCUCUCCGCUGAUGAUGUAAUAUAGUGACGUAUUUAUUCUGAUUAAGCAAGAGCUAAAUUGAGGUGAAGAAGUCGGCGACGUUGUAAUCGAACGGAUGUUGCACUGAAGCGUCAGGAGAAGAAACAAGCGAUUGAAGUGGACGAGCAAAGCCGCUCACUGCAGGCUGACGGCUGUACAUAGUUUUCAACUGUAAAUAUUUGCUCCUUAUUCUAUAAAUAUUUGUGCUUUUAUAACUCUUGGGUUUUGAAUUGGUUGUUGUCCCGAUGAUUUGUUUGGUUUUGAUACAUAAUGUGUGUGAAAAUUAAUAAAUAAAAUCCUGAAAA
Messenger RNA from Synchiropus splendidus (mandarinfish), 2913 nucleotides. It is a transcript of the gene klf5l, whose product is annotated as Kruppel-like factor 5 like. Gene Ontology annotation, molecular function: RNA polymerase II cis-regulatory region sequence-specific DNA binding; DNA-binding transcription factor activity, RNA polymerase II-specific. The transcript has 4 exons. Gene Ontology annotation, biological process: regulation of transcription by RNA polymerase II. Bases 70 to 1350 code for a protein of 426 amino acids. Lineage: Eukaryota; Metazoa; Chordata; Actinopteri; Syngnathiformes; Callionymidae. The record is from RefSeq and is a predicted model, not a curated record.